Tribolium castaneum (red flour beetle) is the source of this 3684-nucleotide messenger RNA. It is a transcript of the gene mor, whose product is annotated as moira. The coding region runs from base 715 to 3564 and encodes 949 amino acids. Gene Ontology annotation, biological process: positive regulation of DNA-templated transcription. The transcript has 3 exons. The record is from RefSeq and is a predicted model, not a curated record. Gene Ontology annotation, cellular component: SWI/SNF complex. Gene Ontology annotation, molecular function: DNA binding; histone binding. Lineage: Eukaryota; Metazoa; Arthropoda; Insecta; Coleoptera; Tenebrionidae.
ACUGUUUUUUUUUCCUUGCCAAAAAAUUUCAGUGCACGCCACUGCUGCGAGCUCAUUCGUGCACCGGAACGUAACGCGGGGAUUGUUUGUUUGUUUGCACAUGAGCCAAACCAGAGAUCACGUUCAAAGUAACGUGGAGACCCACGUGAUCCCUACCUAUUACACCUAUCAGAGCGAAACUUUUGGCCACGGGGGCGAGGUACCCGAGCCCCAAAACUGGCAGUUUCGCCCCCGUUUGAGGCCCAGCAUAAGCCCGUCGAGCUUCAGACAACGCGAAGACCCGAUUUUUUUCGGAAAUGCCUCAGCUGCGGUCACGUUUCACGUGAGCUGUUAGGUAACGCCAGGAAAAUUCACGACCGCUCAUUUCACACGUUUCGGCUUACAUAAGUUGUUUUGAUCUGUUAUUUCCCUACAUGUGAACGUUUCCAGUCCAUGACAGUGAACGUGCAUCGGCCCGUGAAGCGUGGGCACGUGUUGCAAACACGCUCACGCUCGAAAUUCAAAUUUCCCGCCCCGGAUAACGUAUUACUGGUUGCCCAUACUUCGCAUUUUGACAAUUGACAUUAUUGUGAUAUUCAAGCGUCGGUUUAUUUCGCUAAAUUUACGCUAUUUAUUUGUAUAUUUCUGUAAAGUUUACCAAAGUAAUGUACAAUUUAGUUAAGUCUCAGUAAUACGGUAGUUUCGUAAGUCGGGAAUUAUUCUUCUGUGGGCAAAAUGAUGGGCUACGGCCCCAAAAAGGACGGCGGUCCUAACGUGAAAUACUUCGAAUCGCCGGAAACCCUCGCGGCCCUCGAGCUUGUGAGGCAGUGGCUGCAGAAGAAUGGCAAAAAGUAUUUUCAAGCCGAACCUGUCACUAAUAAGAGUCUCUCCAUGUUGGUUUUGCAAUUGAUGCAAUUCCAGGAGGACUUUUUGGGCAAAAAUGUGCAAAAGCCGCCCAUGAUCCGCAUCCCGGUGCGGUAUUUUAUGGAUUUUAAGCCCGGGGGCGCCUUGUGCCACAUGCUGUUGGCGGCGUACAAGUUCAAGAGCGAGCACAAUUGGCGCCGGUUUGAGAUACCAACAGGCAAAAGCACGGGCAAGCUGGAGCGCGUGUUCGAGAUGUUGAAGUGCAUGGAGAAGGUCUUGGUCCAGAACCGCUUCUACACCGUUCCGUCUGUCUACAUCCGGCCCGAAAUCGACAAGAAUCUCGCCGCCAAAUUACGCGAAAUCGUGUGCCGCAAAAUGGCUCAAGUGGCGGAAACUGAAGAAAUGGCCACGCACAUUUGCUACCCCCCUGUGGACCCGGUGGAGGAGGAAUACGGCCGUCCGGUCUUCAAACGCGACAAGAUGGUUAUGAUGCAUUGGUACUACUUCCCGAAUUCGUACGACGGUUGGAUCAAUUUAGACAUUUCCGGCGAGGGUUUAAGCAACGACGUGCCGAGUCCCAGGACGGAAGCGUGGCGAGUCUCGUGUUCUUGGUUGCUGGAAACCGACCAUUACAACGAGUGGAUGUCCGAAGAAGACUACGAAGUGAACGAAUUGGGCCAGAAGAAGAUUCAUCCGUUGCGGAUGUCCGUCGAGGAUGUUAUGAACCCGUCGAACGACGACAGGUCGAAGAAGAAACAGAAGCGGAAACGCUCGCCUUCGCCACCGUCCAAAGGCGGGAAGCGCAAAAGUGGCCGAAGCCCCGCCAUCGGCAAGAAGCAGAGACCUGAGGACAUGGAAACUGAAGAUUUGACGAAAGAUAUGGAGGAACCGACGCCCGAACCGAACAUUGUCGAGGUUAACUCGUCGAUGGCCAAUCAGAACAGUAAGAAAGACCACGAAUUGCAGCCCUUGAAGGGUGGCUCAGUCACCGAUCUUGAGGAAAACGAAGAGCGAGGCGAAGAUUCGCAAAAUGGUAAAAACAGUGAUAGUAAUACCCAGGAUGAUGGGCAGGAGGAUAAUGUUACUGAACAAACCCACCAUAUUAUCAUACCAUCGUAUUCGGCAUGGUUUGACUAUAACGCGAUACACGAAGUGGAAAAACGAGCCCUUGCUGAGUUUUUCAAUGGGCGGAAUAAAUCGAAAACGCCCGAAAUUUACCUCGCCUACCGCAACUUCAUGAUCGAUACGUACCGAUUAAACCCGACUGAAUAUAUCACAAGUACGGCCUGCCGUCGAAAUCUAGCCGGCGAUGUUUGUGCCAUUAUGCGCGUCCAUGCGUUCCUCGAACAAUGGGGUUUGAUCAACUAUCAAGUCGACACUGACUCGAGACCCACACCCAUGGGACCACCACCCACGUCCCAUUUCCAUAUUCUAUCAGACACACCGUCGGGCCUCCAACCGGUAAACCCCCCAAAAACCCAACAACCAAGCGCGGCAAAAACCUUACUAGACCUAGACCGCUCUCAGGACAUCAAAAAAGGGGACGGCAGCGAACAAAUGAAUAAUUUCGGCCUGAAGUUGGACCAAUAUGCCAAGAAACCGGCCGCCUUGAGAAACAAAAGCGCAGCGUCCUUGACUCGAGACUGGACCGAACAAGAGACACUUCUACUAUUGGAAGGUUUAGAAAUGUAUAAAGACGAUUGGAAUAAAGUUUGCGAACACGUCGGCUCAAGGACACAAGACGAGUGCAUUUUGCACUUCCUGCGUUUGCCGAUUGAAGACCCGUAUCUGGAAGACCCAGACGCUGGGGGCGCCUUAGGCCCUCUGGCCUACCAGCCAAUCCCGUUCAGCAAAGCCGGAAACCCCAUCAUGUCAACUGUUGCGUUCCUCGCCUCCAUUGUCGACCCGCGCGUGGCUGCGGCCGCCGCCAAGUCAGCAAUGAUCGAAUUCGCCAACAUCAAGGACGAAGUCCCAGCUGCCGUGAUGGACGCGCAUUUGAAAAACGUGGAAGCGAGCUCGACCGAAGGCAAAUACGACCCAGCUGCGAACUUGGCCAUGACCGGAAUCGCCGGAACCGCACCCGAGAAGGAAGAAGAAGAGAAAAUCAAGAAAGAACCCGAGAAUAAAGAAGAAGAGAAAAGCGAAGAAAAGAAACCCGAGCCGGAAAAAGAAGAGAAGGAGGACAAGCCGGUCAAGAGCGAAACACCAAGCGAACCCGUCAAGACCGAAAAGCCGGAGGAACCGGAGCGGAAGCCCGAACGGACUGUGAAAGACAGCGAGAUGCAGAGCGCGGCGGCGGCGGCUCUGGCUGCCGCCGCCGUCAAAGCCAAGCAUCUGGCGGCGGUUGAGGAGCGCAAGAUCAAGUCGCUGGUUGCGUUGUUGGUCGAAACGCAAAUGAAGAAGUUGGAGAUUAAGUUGAGGCACUUUGAGGAGUUGGAGACGACGAUGGAGCGCGAACGCGAGGGUUUGGAGUAUCAGAGGCAACAGUUGAUCACGGAACGGCAACAGUUUCAUUUAGAACAGUUGAAAGCGGCCGAGUUUAGGGCCCGCCAGCAGGCGCAUCAGAGGCUGCAAGCGGAUCAGGGCCAGUGGGCGAUGCAACAGCCGCAAAUGACGCAUUCAGCGCCGCCCAACGAGGGGGCCCCGACUAACACGCCCACGCCCCCGAGUCCACAAGCGGCGGCCGUGGCGUCGCCGGCAGCCCCCCAUCAUCUAGCAUAAGUAGGCUAAGUCUUAAUGAAGGUAUUAAAAUCGUAACUUUGAUUUAUUCGCUUUAUAUUGGGUUUUUAUUUUUAUGUAGGUCACAAAUCUGUGGUUCUUGUAUUAAACUGUCGAAACAUG